This is a messenger RNA of Lutra lutra (Eurasian river otter), 3436 nucleotides long. It is a transcript of the gene PROS1, whose product is annotated as protein S. Gene Ontology annotation, cellular component: extracellular region. The transcript is spliced from 15 exons. Bases 282 to 2309 code for a protein of 675 amino acids. NCBI's taxonomy places the organism in Eukaryota, Metazoa, Chordata, Mammalia, Carnivora, Mustelidae. Gene Ontology annotation, molecular function: calcium ion binding. The record is from RefSeq and is a predicted model, not a curated record.
ACAGUGUUUACUAGGCCUCCACCCGUCUCCCUGAGCCCUGCCCCCAGCUUCGUAAAGCUUCCUGGAAAUGUCCUCGUUAUCACUUCCCCUCUCGGGCUGGGGGCUGGGAGCGGGCGGUCCCCCCGCCCCCGGCUCCCGCUGUUCCGCCGGAGCGCUCGCUCGCAGGCGCCGCCGCGCCACAGUCCUCCGUGAGUGGCGCCCGGGCUCGCAGGUCCCUGCCGCGCCGCGCCACCGUCCGGGUCCCCGCCCGCGCCUCCGCCCGCGCCUCCGCCCGCUUCGCAAUGAGGGUCCUGCGUGGGUGCUGCGGGGCGCUGCUGGCGUGCCUAGUCCUAGUGCUCCCCGUCUCCGAGGCAAACUUUUUGUCAAAGCAGGACGCUUCACAAGUUCUGGUUAGGAAACGCCGUGCAAAUUCUAUGUUUGAAGAAACCAAAAAGGGUAAUCUUGAAAGAGAAUGCAUUGAAGAAUUAUGCAAUAAGGAAGAAGCCAGGGAGAUCUUUGAAAAUGACCCUGAAACGGAUUAUUUUUAUCCAAAAUAUUUAGGUUGUCUUGGCUCUUUCCGAGCCGGGUUGUUCACUGCUGCACGUCAGUCCACUGAGGCUCACCCUGAUCUGCGGAGCUGUGUCACUGCCAUUCCAGACCAAUGUAGUCCCCUGCCAUGCAAUGAGGAUGGGUACAAAAGCUGCACAGAUGGUCAAGCUACAUUCACUUGCAUCUGUAAACCAGGUUGGCAAGGAGACAAGUGUGAAUAUGAUAUAAAUGAAUGCAAAGAUCCCUCAAAUGUAAAUGGAGGUUGCAACCAGAUAUGUGAUAAUACACCUGGAAGUUACCACUGUUCCUGUAAAAGUGGGUUUUUUAUGCUCUUAAAUAAGAAGGACUGCAAAGAUGUGGAUGAAUGUUCUGUAAUGCCAUACAUUUGUGGCACAGCUGUGUGUAAGAACAUCCCAGGAGACUUUGAAUGUGAAUGUGCUGAAGGCUACAGAUACAAUCCCGUACUAAAGGCUUGCGAAGAUGUGGACGAAUGCUCUGAGAACAUAUGUGCUCAACUUUGUGUCAACUACCCUGGAGGUUACUCUUGUUAUUGUGAUGGGAAAAAAGGAUUCAAACUUGCCCAAGAUCACAAGAGCUGUGAGGCUGUUCCAGUGUGCCUUCCUUUGAACCUUGACAAAAAUUAUGAAUUACUUUACUUGGCAGAGCAAUUUGUAGGCGUGGCUUUAUAUUUAAAAUUUCGUUUGCCGGAAAUCACCAGAUUUUCAGCCAAUUUUGAUUUGCGGACCUAUGAUUCAGAAGGUGUUAUCCUGUACGCAGAAUCUCUUGACCACUCAGCUUGGUUCCUGAUUGCACUUCGUGAUGGAAAGAUUGAAAUUCAGUUUAAGAAUGAAUUUACAACCAAAAUCACAUCUGGAGGCAAAGUUAUUAAUAAUGGUCAUUGGAAUGCGGUCUCUGUGGAAGAACUAGAACACAGUAUUAGUGUAAAAAUAGCUAAAGAAGCUGUAAUGAAUAUAAAUAAACCCGAAAGCCUUUUUAAGCUUACAAGUGGAUUUCUAGAAACUAAAGUAUAUUUUGCAGGAUUACCUCGGAAAGCGGAGAAUACCCUCGUUAGACCGAUUAACCCUCGUCUAGAUGGAUGUAUACGAAGCUGGAAUUUGAUGGGUCAGGGAGCUUCGGGAAUAAAGGAAAUCAUUCAAGAAAAACAAAAUAAGCAUUGUCUUGUCACUGUGGAGAAGGGUUCCUACUAUCCUGGUUCUGGAGUUGCUCAGUUUAGCAUAGAAUACAGUUAUCUGUCCAAUGUUGAGGACUGGCAAGUAAAUGUGUCCUUGAGCAUUCGCCCCUCCACGGGUACUGGUGUUAUGUUCGCCUUGGUUUCUGGCAGCACCGUGCCCUUCGCCUUGUCCUUGGUAGACUCUGCCUCUGAAAAGCUUCAGGAUAUCCUGGUAUCCGUUGAAAAUACGGUGAUGUACCGGAUGGAGGCCGUAAGUCUGUGUUCCAAUCAACCAUUCCAUCUGGAAUUGAGAGUCAACAGAAGCAAUCUGGAGCUGUUCACUCCGCUUAAAAAAGACACUGUCUCCUCUGAAAACCUUCAAAGACAAUUGGCCAUUUUGGAUGAAGCAAUGAAAGGGACAGUGACCACUUACCUGGGUGGUCUUCCAGAUAUUCCAUUCAAUGCCACACCAGUGAAUGCCUUUUAUAAUGGCUGUAUGGAAGUGAACAUUAAUGGUGUCCAGUUGGAUCUGGAUGAAGCCGUUUCUAAGCAUAAUGAUAUUAGAGCUCACUCAUGUCCAACAGUUUCAAACAACACGAAGAAUUCUUAAGGCUUCUUUCCUGUGCUGAUAAUAUAUUUUUCCUGUGUGUAAUUAUACUUAUGUUUCAAUAAUAGCUGAAGGGCUUUACCUGUAAUGUUCAGACCUUGAUUAUUUUAUGGUACUUUGACUUUCCUGGAAUUUUAAAAAAGGUCCUUUUUCCAGAAGAACAAGAUCCUCUGAUGGUACAAAUCACAUUUAAGAAUUCUUACCUCUAUUGCUGCCUAGAAAUUAAAUAAUGAAUUACAUAAACAUUUCUAAUUUGAAUUUUUUGCACAAAUGACAUUUCCUCAUUUUUAUGUUUGUCAAAGUAAAAUUUAAUUUUAUCACCAUGAGCUAGUGCUGAAAUAAAUAUCUGUGUUUUUUGGAAGGCAAGCAAGUAAACUCAAAAGUGCAUGUGACUAAAUACUAUUGAUCAUAGCAGAUACUCUUUUUAUUUAUUUUUGUUUUUCCCUAAUGAGGGCAGAAGGAGAGACAGUGGCCUAUUAAGAAAGAAUUGAGUGGAAAGCUUUAAAGCUUUACCCCCAAAACAGUUCUUCAGGGGGAUUUUCACUUAGCUUUGCAUUUGAACCAGUAGCUUUCUUGAAUUACAAAACAAGUGGGACAUAUUUUCAUGGAAACAAAUGAAUCUUGCUGGUUAGUAAUUGGAUUUUAUGAGGAUGAGAUACUAGAUUGUGCUGGAAUGGGUGUAGAAACAUGGGAUGGGGACGGUCCUUAAGUUUGGCUGUGGGUUACUCAAGCUCGAGAUUAGAAAAGGCAGAAUCCAAGAUGGAAAGAACAAAUGAUAGAAUGAAUAACAUGGAAUUGCAUAGUAUUCCUUGAGUCCAACUUUAAGUACUAGACCAAAUUGCCAGAUGUGAUUGUUGAAGGACAAAAAGAACUCUGAAAGCUAGAACAGGUAUAACGAAAGGAUAACCACAGAGGGACAUAGUUAAUAUUGUUUCUUUGGAGUAAGGAGGUUAAGGGUGCCACGUACUUGUUGGUAAUGCCUUCCAAGUGGCAGUUUUAUCACUGCCAGACCUACCAGUCACGUUAGGUAUGGCUCAGGUGUUUCAUUAGUAGUUUUAGAAAAUAAACUUUUUUUCUACUAUAGAUAUUUUAUGUCAUGUAAAACAAUAAACUGGAGUGUAAUGCAAACA